This is a messenger RNA of Hibiscus syriacus, 705 nucleotides long. RefSeq lists its product as uncharacterized. The record is from RefSeq and is a predicted model, not a curated record. The transcript has 4 exons. Lineage: Eukaryota; Viridiplantae; Streptophyta; Magnoliopsida; Malvales; Malvaceae. The coding region runs from base 74 to 508 and encodes 144 amino acids.
UUCCCAUUCUCUCAAAACCCUUGAUUCCUCAAUUAGUUAUGACCGCCAUGAAUCACCAUUCGACCAUCCAUUCAUGGGUCAAGUAUCUCCGAUUCGAUUGAGCUCCCUGACCGCUAGGACCAACGCUCUUCCGUGCUAUUUAUCUGUUCACUCUAUCGUGUAUUUUUCGAAGGUCAAGCCGUUUGGAGCCUUGAGCAUUGUGUUGUCAUCGCUACCUUACUCUGACCAUUUGUCAGAUGAAUCAAGUGUAUUUCUUUGGAGGAGGUGUGAAACAAAUGCAAGAGUCAGAAGAAAUGUCAAGUUAACUCUUAAUCAAGGAUCUCGGUCUUCUGUCGCUGACCGAUAUGCUAUGCGCAAGGAUGUUGAAAAACCAAAUAUGAUAGAUUUCUUCAAGGCAACUCAUUAUUCAAAUGCAACAUCUGAGGCACAAGCAAAAUAUAGAAAAUGGUGGAGUUGCAAUAAACUCCAGUUGAAGAACGAGCAAAGCCCAAGAAUAUUGAUGGUAUAGUGGAUGAUGUACUUGGUACGAGUUCAGGAUACAUUCCGAGGCUUGGAUAUGGGCCAAAGCCUAAGAAAACAAAUUCAAGUGUAGAAACAAUCUAGUUAAAAAAGCAUUUGAAGAAUAGAGAAGAUGAAUUUAAUGAUUGUAAGUCGAAUUUUGAAUUGAUUCAAACUCAGAUGGAAGCUAUGACUGCUUUGUUAGCU